Messenger RNA from Oryzias melastigma (Indian medaka), 2145 nucleotides. RefSeq names its product melatonin receptor 1C (gene mtnr1c). Gene Ontology annotation, molecular function: melatonin receptor activity. Gene Ontology annotation, biological process: G protein-coupled receptor signaling pathway. The record is from RefSeq and is a predicted model, not a curated record. The transcript is spliced from 2 exons. Bases 412 to 1461 code for a protein of 349 amino acids. Lineage: Eukaryota; Metazoa; Chordata; Actinopteri; Beloniformes; Adrianichthyidae. Gene Ontology annotation, cellular component: membrane.
UCUCAUGUCAGAUUUCCAUUACGCGCAGUGGAACAGUGGAAGAGUGGAACGGGGGAGUGCGCUCCUCUCCUCUCCUGUGCUGCAGGAGUCUCUCUGACUGAUGAGGAUUGGACGACGACCCGCGCGCAAACACGGAUAUUUAUAGACUUUAACAACUUCAAAUUAAACACUCGACUUCUCCUGUGUGUCUAAAGUGCUCUCGUGUCCACAUCAGCAUGUCACGGCUCGCGUCACGGCGUUGCUCCGCGCGCAGGGGAGCGCGUCGCCCCAAAAGUUCAGGACUCCCUCGUGUGACUCGCUUUUGAUUUUUGCUUUGCUUUGUGCUUCUCCCUUUGCUGGAGGAUUUUUUUUCCCCCUCAAGUGAACACGGGAAUGUGCGUUCCCAUCAUGGCCGCUGCACCCUGAGGGGAGAUGGAUUUGGAGGUGAAGGAUGUGAACUGCUCCAGGACUGAGAGCGGCUGCCAGCUGAGCGAUUCCUCCGGCGGAGUGUCCACUGCGCUGGCCAGCGUGCUGAUCUUCACCAUCGUGGUCGACAUCCUGGGCAACGUGCUCGUCAUCAUGUCGGUGUACAGGAACAAGAAGCUCAGGAACGCAGGUAACAUCUUCGUGGUGAGCUUGUCUGUUGCAGACCUGGUGGUGGCACUGUACCCAUACCCUCUGGUCCUGACUGCCAUCUUCCACAACGACUGGACAAUGGGCGACCUGCACUGUCAGGCCAGUGGCUUCGUUAUGGGCAUCAGCGUCAUUGGCUCCAUUUUCAACAUUACCGCUAUCGCCAUCAACCGCUACUGCUACAUUUGCCACAGCCUGCACUACGAUCGGCUGUACAGCGUGAGGAAAACCUGCUGUUACCUCGGCCUCACCUGGCUACUCACUGCCAUCGCCACAGUGCCAAACUUCUUUGUGGGCUCGCUGCAGUACGACCCUCGCAUUUACUCCUGCACCUUUGCACAGACUGUCAGCUCCUACUACACCAUCUCAGUGGUGGUGAUUCACUUUUUGAUCCCUCUGCUUGUUGUGUCCUACUGCUACAUGAGGAUAUGGGUGCUGGUGAUUAAAGUGAAACAUCGAGUCAAACCUGAGCAAAGGACCAGACUGAAACCAAGCGACGUGAGGAACUUCCUGACUAUGUUUAUGGUCUUUGUCUUAUUUGCCGUGUGCUGGGCGCCACUAAACCUCAUAGGCCUGGCCGUGGCAAUAAACCCUGUGAAAGUCGCCCCGAAUAUACCGGAGUGGCUUUUUGUCACAAGUUACUUCAUGGCUUACUUCAACAGCUGCCUCAACGCCAUUAUAUAUGGGUUACUAAACCAAAACUUCCGCAAAGAAUACAAAACCAUCCUCCUAGCCCUUUGCGUGCCGCGUUUGUUGAUCAUGGAGACCUCCAGGUGUGCCACAGAGGGACUAAAGAGUAAACCCUCACCUGCUGUAACAAACAACAAUGUAGCAGAGAUAAAUGUAUAAAGUUAUGUGUUACUGGGUAAGUGGAUGUGGUUCCCCAGUGCCUUUUCAUCACAAUUAUUUCCAUGUAUACUCAGGUGUCACCUUAACAUAUUCCCUCUCAGCUCAUCUCUCAAAGCUCUCCCAAAUUUCUAACACAUGACAAAGGGUUUGCUAAAUUGAUAUAUAAGCUUAAUGCACUCCCCGGAUCCUCUGUUCCAAACCUGAACCUUGGAACACAGGACCCAUGGGACUCUGAACCAUGGGAAGAAACGCAAGCAUCAUUGGAAGUCAUGUACACAAUUUAUGAACUUUGAGCUUAUAGGAAGAAAGUUCCCUCUGGUGAGGCAAUGAAUCAUCAGAGAGGGGAAAGAUCUUCUGGACUCCUUUCUUGACACGACCCGAAUUGAAAUUGCCAACGAAUCCACUCAUUUCCUUCCCAGUACUUUGUGUUCCACCGUCACUGCACUGGCGGUACAAGAGGUCCAGAGAUUUAAUAUAUAUAUAUAUAUUGACAGCACUCAACUUUAAAAAAUAACUUCAUUGAAUCCUCUAAUUUAUCAUCCAAAAAAAAAAAGGAAAUCUAUAUUGUCUGUUUUUUGGUGGGAGACACUCAUGUGUACAUCACAGGAAUGAAUCACUGCCUCUUUGCACAAGUCAGUUAUGAGUAAGUCAAAAAUUGUAAAAAUAAACGGUAUUCUAAUGCUA